Messenger RNA from Alnus glutinosa, 972 nucleotides. RefSeq lists its product as uncharacterized. The record is from RefSeq and is a predicted model, not a curated record. The transcript has a single exon. Bases 1 to 972 code for a protein of 323 amino acids. NCBI's taxonomy places the organism in Eukaryota, Viridiplantae, Streptophyta, Magnoliopsida, Fagales, Betulaceae.
AUGACACUUCUGGUUUAUGUGGAUGAUAUUGUUUUUGCAAGCACUGAUAGGCAGGCUAUCACUGAUCUUACUGUUUUCUUAAACACUCGGUUUAAGCUCAAAGAUUUAGGCUCUUUACGGUUCUUUCUUGGCUUGGAGGUUGCUCGCUCGGCUGCAAGGAUUUCUCUUUGUCAGAAGAAAUUUGCUUUGGAUAUCCUGAGUGAUACUGGUCAUUUGGCUGCUAAGCCAUCUUCUUUUCCAAUGGAUUCCAAUGCCAAGUUUUCUGCUUUGGAUGGGGAGCUUUUUGAUGAUCCUAAGUCCUAUCGCAGAUUGAUUGGUAGGCUAUUGUAUCUUACUCUUACUCGGCCUGACUUAACAUAUGUUGUUCAUACCUUAAGUCAGUUUAUGCAAUCUCCUUGGAAGCCUCAUUUAGAUGCUGUCUAUCUCAUUCUUCAGUACAUUAAAGCUACUCCUGGUCAAGCGUUGUUCUUUCCAACUUCUUCUUCUUGUCACUUGAAGGCGUUUUGUGACUCUGACUGGGCUGGCUGCCCUGACACAUGCCGAUCAGUCUCUAGCUUCUGUGUUUUUCUGGGUGAUUCCUUAAUUUCCUGGAAGUCUAAGAAGCAGACCACUGUUUCCCGCUCUUCAGCUGAGGCUGAAUACCGUUCCAUGGCUGCUGUUUGCAGUGAAAUUACUUGGUUAUUUCAUCUUCUCCAGGAUUUUCAGAUUACACAUUCUCAGGCUGCACUUCUUUUUUGUGACAGCAAGGCGGCUUUGCACAUAGCUGUAAUCCGGAAUACGACGAACGAACUAAACACAUCGAGAUCGAUUGUCAUGUUGUGCAAGAAAAAAAUCCAACUUGGCUUAGUUCGAACUCUGCAUGUGUCUUCUUCCAAUCAGCUUGCUGAUUUAUUUACGAAAGCUCUUCGCUCUGAGGCUUUUCGUUCUUUGCUGUCCAAGAUGAACAUUCACAACAUCCAUUGUUCAUCUUGA